This is a messenger RNA of Parasteatoda tepidariorum (common house spider), 459 nucleotides long. Its product is annotated as nucleolar GTP-binding protein 1. The record is from RefSeq and is a predicted model, not a curated record. Lineage: Eukaryota; Metazoa; Arthropoda; Arachnida; Araneae; Theridiidae. Gene Ontology annotation, molecular function: GTP binding.
GCCGGAGCUUUCUUUUACAACUAAACUUAGCUUGUUCUUUUCGUGCUUCGAUUUACCACGUUUUUUGUGGAUAAGCGAUGGAAUUUCAAAAAUCAUAAAUAAUAUUUUCUAAUAAUUAUUUAAUUUAAGUUUAAUCAUGGCACAUUAUAAUUUUAAAAAUAUUGUGUGUGUUCCAAAUGCAAAGGAAUUCACUGAUAUAAUUUUGUCAAAAACACAAAGAAAAACUCCUACUGUCGUCCACAAGCAAUAUAAGAUAACUAGAAUUCGUCAGUUUUAUCUGAGAAAGGUUAAAUUUACUCAGCAAAAUUUUCAUGAUAAAAUAACCCAAAUUUUGACCGAUUUCCCGAAAUUAGAGGAAAUCCAUCCAUUCUUUGCUGAUUUGAUGAAUGUUUUAUAUGAUAAAGAUCAUUACAAAUUAGCCUUAGGUCAAUUAAAUACUGCAAGACAUCUAAUAGAUAA